AUGCAAAUGCAGUACAAGAAUUUAGGCAGAUCAGGCCUAAAAGUAUCCCAACUUUCAUACGGAGCAUGGGUCACUUUCGGCAAUCAACUCGAUGUCAAAGAAGCUAAAUCCCUCUUACAAAAAUGUCGUGACCACGGUGUCAAUUUCUUCGACAACGCCGAGGUUUACGCUAAUGGAAGAGCAGAAGAAAUAAUGGGUCAAGCAAUUCGUGAAUUGGGUUGGAAAAGAUCAGAUAUUGUUAUAUCUACUAAGAUUUUCUGGGGCGGGUCGGGUCCAAAUGAUAAGGGUUUAUCGAGGAAACAUAUAAUUGAAGGGACGAAAGCUAGUUUGAAAAGACUGGAUAUGGAUUAU
Messenger RNA from Nicotiana tabacum (common tobacco), 351 nucleotides. The record is from RefSeq and is a predicted model, not a curated record. NCBI's taxonomy places the organism in Eukaryota, Viridiplantae, Streptophyta, Magnoliopsida, Solanales, Solanaceae.